Molecule: messenger RNA, 540 nt
Organism: Trypanosoma brucei brucei TREU927
Lineage: Eukaryota; Euglenozoa; Kinetoplastea; Trypanosomatida; Trypanosomatidae
Exons: 1
Coding region: 1-540 (179 amino acids)
Molecular function (GO): protein binding
Source: RefSeq, a predicted model, not a curated record
AUGACAACAGGUGGAAAGCAAGAAACCAUUUACGACGCGUGCCGAAACGGUAAUGAGGCGCGAGUGGAGGAAUAUGUGCGGCACGGUGGCUCCGUAGUCGAAUACGACAAAUUCCGGAUGACACUCCUGCACCACGCGGCAUACUCGGGUAAUAUUCGAGUUGUUGAUUUCAUUCUUUCCGCUCAAUGUUCUGGACAACAGCAACAACAGCGUAUUGACCUGGAUGCAGCGGACGCAGAUGGGUGGACUCCGUUACACUAUGCGGCCGAUCGAGGGUUUGUGUCCAUUACCGCAAGGCUACUGGAAGAAGGAGCAAAUGUGAAUGCGAAAGAUGGAAUGAAGCGCACGCCGCUUCACCUCGCAGCGACCAGCGGUCGCGUGGAUGUUGUGAAAUUGCUGCUGAGCAGCGGAGCAAUGCGGGGAGUGAAAAAUGUGGUUGGACUAACAGCGUUGGAGUGCGCCAAGGCUAAUGACCAAGUUGAUACAGUGAGUGUCCUUGAGCACUGUUUCACCAAGCGACAGCAUGCAGAGGUGUGUUAA